AUGGAAUCAGAUUGGGAAAGUUUGCCUGAUGAACUUUUAGAUUUAGUUUUCAAGAGACUAGUGUUACAUUUAGAUUCUUUACGAUUCGCUGCUGUUUGCAAGUCAUGGAAUUGGGUAUCAAAGAAUAACCAAAUCAAUAGUGUUCCAAUGCUCUUAAUUCCUGAUAGACAAAAAAAUACAUGGAAUUUUUGUGAUGUGACAAAUGAUAAGGUCCUCAAAAUGCAGUUAAAAUGGAUGAAGAGGCGAUUUUGUGGGUCUUCAAAAGGAUGGUUAAUAGUUUGCGAUGAAAAUUUUGUGGUAACCUUAAUAAAUCCAUCAUUCAGGGUUAAAGGAAGAAAAAAGAAAAAAAAUUCAAUUAUUCGUCUACCUCCACUAAAUCCUCCAGGUAAACACCACACAGGAGCUUGUGCUAAACAUUGUGAAUAUUUUGUCUACAAGUCGGCGAUUUCCGCAGAUCCAAUAUCAAAUGCAAAUGACUGCAUUGUUGUGGUAAUAUAUGGCGCAAGGUGUGAAUUGGCUUUUAUUAGACUUGGAGACAAUAAAUGGACAUACUUCGAUCGAAGUUGUUCCAUUUUUGAAGAUAUUGCUCAAAUUGGGGAUAAAAGUUAUGUUCUUACAUCCUUUAAGAGACAACUUUUUAUUCUUGAAUAUACUACUCAGCGCAUCCUAAAUAUAAAUCUGGUGGCGGCACCUCUUUAUGAAACAGACAUAUACAUAAAGGCAUACCUUGUGGGUUCCAAUGAGGAAGAGUUAUUGUUGGUUCACCGCUAUGAUACUUAUACACAUCAUGGUCGCGUGACAAAUGGAUUUAGAGUUUUCAAACUGGAUGAUGAUAAGUAUGCGUGGAUUGAGAAAAAUGACUUAGGUGAUUUUGCUUUGUUUGUGGGUGAUAACUCUUCAAUAUCUGUCGUGGCUUCAAAAAUUCAAGGAUGUGAGUCGAAUUGCAUAUACUUCUACGAUGAUUGUGAUCUGUCAUUAGAAUAUUGUUCGUUUACAGAUUUUGGGGUGUACAAUGUCAAAAGUCAAAGGAUUUUAAAGCCUGCACAUAUUAUGACCCUGAUGAAGAAGUUGAAGCAAUCUCCAAUUUGGUUUUUGCCAUCAGUUUAUCUAUAA
Messenger RNA from Prunus persica (peach), 1113 nucleotides. RefSeq names its product putative F-box protein At3g25750. Gene Ontology annotation, molecular function: protein binding. Bases 1 to 1113 code for a protein of 370 amino acids. The transcript has 2 exons. The record is from RefSeq and is a predicted model, not a curated record. NCBI's taxonomy places the organism in Eukaryota, Viridiplantae, Streptophyta, Magnoliopsida, Rosales, Rosaceae.